Molecule: messenger RNA, 351 nt
Organism: Cylicostephanus goldi
Lineage: Eukaryota; Metazoa; Nematoda; Chromadorea; Rhabditida; Strongylidae
Source: the annotation of a GenBank genome assembly
AUGCUGGAUAAAAAUAAGUUGUACGACAGCAAAGCUCUGGGCAGUGCAAUUGGCGAAGUACUCAAGGAGAAGUACCGAAAAGCAGCCCACCGCACUCGAAACAUUUUGGCUAAGCAACCUUCGCCAAAAGAAAAGCUGGUCAGAACCGUCGAGUUGGCUGCCGAGUUCGGUCAGAUGCCCGAGCUAAGGAUUGCUGGGCGCAAUCUUGGAAUCGUUGCCUACUACAAUCUAGACAUUUUCCUGUUGUUGACUGUUUCGUUCAUACUCGUCAUUGGCUUCGUGGCAUAUCUUCUUCGAAAACUCGUUUUAUUGUUAGCCACAGGUAAUGUACUCAAAUCUAAAACGCAGUAG